CCAACUUUUCAAUAGCCACUGGCUCCCUUCUAUUUCUUGCACAACCACUCCUCCAUCCCCAAGCCAAAAGUCAUCCGUUACCUUCUGGUCAGAAGAAAAGCCACACAAACUGAUUUCGAUCAGGCACAGGAAAAUUAAAGGGGAACAAAGACGGCUGCUGCUGAUCAGUUUCCUUUUUGUUUAUCUCCGUUCAUCGAUCAUAGCAGCCCUGUUGUGAAGAAGAGGAAGAGGAAGAGGACGAGGAAGAGGAAGAAGAAACAUAAGAUUGCUUUUUGGUCUGGUAGGAUGUUUCACUCCAUUUCAAGAUGUGUCAAUUCAGUCUGAAGUGGCCAAGAAGCAAGUUCAGAGCUGGGUUCUGUCUUCAAGGAAGCAUCUGAAUGGCUUAUCCAUCUACCUCCGGGAUGGUCCAAGCUUCUUCAUCCCUCCAUGGCAGCAUUGCAGGAGAAGGGAUCCUGAAGGAUAUGACAUGUCAUCCGAUCUGGACCAAGCCCUACUCCUCUACUUUGAUGGGCAGCAAGCUAAGACAUCAAUUCAAGAACAACAACCGCAGACUCUCAACAUCUUCCCCUCCCAGCCAAUGCAUCAUAUCGAGCCAUCCCCGAAGGGUUCCAUGGCUUCUUCUUCAGUGGUGGCAGCACAGGUCGCUGCUGCCCCUUCCAAGAACUCGCAGGCGCCGUCGUUGAUGGGAGGCGGCGGGCCGCUUGCUGCCGCCGGCAAGAGCUCCAAGGCAGCAAUCAAGAGAGAAGGCGGCACCGCUGGCGGCAAGCAUGGCGCCGUGGGAGCUUCGAGCUCGGAUCAGGAGGGGCCCCGGACGCCGGACCCCAAGACGCUGCGGAGGCUCGCGCAGAAUAGGGAGGCCGCCAGGAAGAGCAGGCUGAGGAAGAAGGCUUAUAUUCAGCAGCUAGAGUCAGGCAGGAUCAGGUUGGCACAGCUAGAGCAGGAGAUGCAGAUGGCAAGAACCCAUCAGGGUGCACUAUGGGGUGCAGGAACUCUAAGCCCAGAUGCGGCGCUGUUCAACCUGGAGUACGAGCGGUGGCUUGGGGAGCACAGCAAGGUGGUGGCCCGGCUGCGUGCCGCCGCGGAGGAGCACCACCGGCCGGACGGCGAACUGCGGGCGUACGUGGACGAGGCCGCCGCCCACUACGGCGCGCUGAUGGGGCACAAGGCCCGGGUCGCCGGCGCCGACCCGCUCCACCUCCUCUCCGGCCUCUGGAAGGGCGCCGCCGAGCGCUGCUUCCUCUGGAUCGGCGGCUUCCGCCCCUCCGAGCUCGUCAAGGUCGUGGUCCGGCACGUGGAGCCGCUGGCGGCGGAGCAACAGGCGGCGGGGGCACGCGACGUGGAGCAGGCGGCGCGGCGGGCGGAGGAGGCGCUGGACGCCGAGCUGGAGGCGCUGCUCCGGUCGCUCUCCGAGGUCGUGUCCUCGGACGCGCAGCCGCCGCCGCCGGGGAUGAUGUACGGUGGCCAGCUCUACCACCCGGCCGACGUGGCCGGCUACAUGGGGAUGGGCCACAUGCACGUCGCCGUCGCCAUGGACAAGGUGGCCUCGCUCGGGACCAUCCUCAGACAGGCGGACGAGCUGAGGAUGCAGGCGUUGCACGCACUCCGGCAGAUCCUGACGGCGAGGCAGGCGGCGCGCUGCUUCAUCGCCGCCGACGACUACUUCUGCCGCCUCCGAACGCUCAGCACGCUCUGGACCACCAGCCGGACGGCCAAUCUGGCUAGAGGCCCGGCCGGGUAGACGUACAACUGAUCUACGGCAUGGGAUGGAAAUGGAAUACAUACGCGGCCGGCUAGCUACUAGCUUAGCUAUAUAGCCUAUAUGACGUAGUAACAUAGAAAGCGUUAAACUAUAUACAUCACAUGCAAAUGUAUCGGUGAUAUUUAUAGAUACAAAAUAGUAUCAUAUAGAAGUGCACCAGUGGUUCUCUUUUCAAAGUUGCAACAAUUCCAAAGCAGAUUAAUUAUUAGUGAGGUAUACAUAUGUGUUUGAACUUUGAAGGGAGAACCAUCGCUUCUGAAUGAAAAUGAUUGUGAUAUGAUAUUCAUAUA
Sorghum bicolor (sorghum) is the source of this 2049-nucleotide messenger RNA. RefSeq names its product transcription factor TGAL8. Gene Ontology annotation, molecular function: DNA-binding transcription factor activity; sequence-specific DNA binding. Bases 467 to 1738 code for a protein of 423 amino acids. Gene Ontology annotation, biological process: DNA-templated transcription; regulation of DNA-templated transcription. The transcript has 10 exons. The record is from RefSeq and is a predicted model, not a curated record. NCBI's taxonomy places the organism in Eukaryota, Viridiplantae, Streptophyta, Magnoliopsida, Poales, Poaceae.